Messenger RNA from Dicrocoelium dendriticum, 3696 nucleotides. The record is from the annotation of a GenBank genome assembly. NCBI's taxonomy places the organism in Eukaryota, Metazoa, Platyhelminthes, Trematoda, Plagiorchiida, Dicrocoeliidae.
GUACAUUUCACCCACAUAUCCAACGUGAAGCGAUCUAAAAUUCUUCCCAGCUGUAUGACGAUGGAUCAAAAAAAGAAAAGACUGCACAAUUCCGGUGCCUGUGUGUCUUUGGAAAAAAAAGCUUGCAUUGAUAUGUUUGAUACCUGGUCCUGCAACGAACAGGUGGACUUUAUAUGCAGUAUUUUGUCUCGGAUGUCCCAUUUUCAACAAAGCCAAGUGAACAGCCUUUUAGAACCUCUUCUGAAACGAGACUUCAUCGUUGCUUUCCGAACACACGGCGUUCCUCAUCUGGCAGAACAAAUCCUCACACAAUUAGACGCGUUAAGUUUACUAUCCGUUGAAUUGGUUUCCCGUGGAUGGCAAUGGAGCGUUGCGAAAUAUCAGCUGUGGCGCCGCUUGAUCGUUCGCCGUAUUGGGACCGACGCUGUAUGGCAUGGCCUCGCCGAACGUCGCAGAUGGCUACAACUAGUUUACCUAACAGAUCCAGAUCAACUUCCCGCAGCACUCGAACAGCGACGCAUCUCAUUGGGACUGCGCCAAAAGAUGUCUGAUCUUCCUCUCUUCAGUGGCCCGUUCGCUUGCCACGCAGUCUCCAAGCCUUGUGUAGAGGAUACAAAGUCCCAACACCAAGACCCUUGUUGUCAUUGUCACGGAGAUGGAGAUGGAAACAAUCCCAUCACAAAUCACAUUCGAUGCACCCCUCAGUCCCGUGAUGUCACUGUGGCUUCUGUCCAUGUUGCACCUUACACCGCAAACCGUUGCCGCGAAGUCUCACUGGACUCACCGAUUUCUGCUGCUCCAUCCAGCCCUGCGCCCAUCGGCACUUCAGAGACGCCUAACGGUCGUUCCCGUGUGAACCACUCGUUCACACUGGAGACAGAUCGCGACGACGCCUCCUUCGACGCCAUCAUGUUUGCCCAUAGAUUUUACAAACAGUUAUAUCCUCGUAUCAUCAAAGAAAUCAAGCGUGUGGAGGACAAUUGGUCUCGGGGGAAUUAUCACCUCACUCGCAUACCCUGCCGAAGUGACGUGACCAAGGGCGUGUACUGCCUCCAGUAUGACAAAGAGAAGAUCGUAAGUGGGCUGCGGGACGACACCAUCAAAGUGUGGAGGCGGUUCGAUGUCAACUCACCGCGGCCCACAAUCACUCGAACUGCACAACCCGUUGUCCCGCGACCGUCAUCCGCUGCACUUAACGUUUCUGUUGCAGCCGUCGGAAACAAUGAUCCCUGUCCUGGAGCAGACGAAGCCAGACCUGCAGUGGACCGCCCCGCGGACGAGGCUAUGGAAGCCGUUGCCGUUGCCGGCGGCGAGGGUUUCGCAACGGAUGUCGGAAGCGAUGGUUACCACUGCACUCAGGUUCUCGAAGGACAUACAGGCUCAGUGUUGUGUUUGCAGUACAUUGGCAAUUUGCUAAUCAGUGGUUCCAGUGACACCACAGUACGCCUUUGGGACUUAUCCAUGGGGCGUUGCUUGAAUGUGAUCAACCACCACGCCGAAGCUGUGUUGCAUUUGCGCUUUCGUAACAACGUGCUUGUCACGUGUUCUAAGGACCGCAGCAUUGCAGUAUGGGACAUGGGACCCUGGCCUCGUGAUGUCCAGUUACGUCAAGUUCUUGUUGGUCAUCGCGCCGCGGUGAAUGUGGUUGACUUUGAUGACAAAUAUAUCGUCUCUGCCAGUGGUGACCGCACCAUCAAGGUUUGGUGCACUGAUACCUGUGCAUAUGUCCGGACCCUUACUGGACACCGUCGAGGGAUCGCCUGUUUGCAGUAUCGUGAUCGCCUUGUAGUGUCCGGAAGUUCAGACAACACCAUCCGCAUUUGGGACAUAGAAACUGGUGUGUGCUUCCGGGUUCUGGAAGGCCACGAAGAAUUAGUUCGCUGCAUCCGCUUCGACUCCAAGCACAUCGUCUCUGGGGCGUAUGAUGGCAAAAUUAAAGUCUGGAGCCUAAAGCACGCGUUGGAUCCACGAGCGAAGCCCAGUCAGCUAUGUAUUCACACGCUUCAACAGCACACCGGUCGAGUGUUUCGCUUGCAGUUCGACGACUUCCAGAUUGUUUCCUCUUCUCAUGACGACACCAUUUUGAUAUGGGAUUUUGUUCGACCUUCUGCGGGAACGGAGGAACACGAUGAUGGGUUCGAUGAUGAAAUCCACACUGCAUUGGCAUCACAAGCUCAGUGUCUUUGUCUGCCUGCCUCCAACUCACACGUCCAAACUUCACCGGGUCCUUCUAGCGCCCCUACUAGGGGACCAACAAAUACCUCUAGUCAUCCAUCCCAGUCGACACCGUGUACUUCAUUAAUGCCCAUCUUUCAGAAUGUUACUUUGUCCUCUUAUAAUGCUUUGCACUCUGGUGCGGCGGCAUGCGUUGAAAUGGAAAAUGAACCGACCGCGCCUAACGCUUCGUCCGCGUCCGGAACUAUUCGCGUUACGACCAACACCAACAGAAUUCGUCGUACCGGCAAUUCAAACAACGCUACUGUGUCCGCCCGGCCCGCUACUCAUGAGGGGAACGAACGAUCAGCCGAUACUCCCACUUGCAGCCACCAUUCUUCGAUGUCAUUCCGGAACCUUUACUCCGAUAGCUGACCAAGCACUAACUAGGAGGACCGAGUUUAAGAUGUGGGAAACUUCGUUGUGCGCACUCAAAGUAGAAACGGGUUACCUCGAAGAAUUCCGGUGUAAAUGGCGGCGAGCAUUUGUCAUCCCUUAAUGUGAUCCGACACGCCUUCAUCUGCAGUGAAUCGUAUAUGUCGAAGGGAGGACCAUGGACGCCACCUUCAGAGUACGUACGAAGCCGUAGUAUACUUUCGCCAGAAGUUUCUUUCGUGUCCAAUUUCGAACGCACAGGUUGUACCCUCUCUUCCUCUCCUGAACGUUUUUAACGGCGUCCUCUCAACGGCAUCCAUACCUUCUUUAGUCGGUGCAGCUUGUUGGUCCUGUGCUUCGGUUAUCGUUGCUCGCCGAUCGUUCUUAUCGAUUUGCAGCCAUAGUUUAUUGUUUACAUCGGUGCCUGUUCCUAAUGAGACCGUUUCUGUGGCGUAGCAGCGCACAGCGUUGUUUCCUUCAUUCGACUCGGUUACGACUCACCCUAUUUGUCUGUUUCUUUUCUUUUUCCAGUCCCCAUUGCUUGUUGUCGUUGACUUUCUCCCCGCCAUUCUGUCUUCUUCGGAAGAUAUUUUUUGGACACACAUUCACACACACAUUGCGGCGGGCCAAGUCCCCUUGUAUAUUCUGUCGCGUCAGCCUCUCAUUAGACUGUGUUUAUUUCCGUGCACACUUCUUCCGCCAGUUUUUCACUGCGUUACCAUGUGAUGGUUUUUCGGCCCAGACGAACUACUCAGGAUACAUGAUGCUAAAGAGGAGAGGCGCGCCAUUAGUUCCUGCCUGAUAUGACGAACUAAUUGCGUGACAUGUGCUAUAGCUUUGUCAUCCACCUCGACGUCGCCGUAGGUUUUGCGUUGUGUGCGUCCAGAGAGCCACCGGUUUUAACAUUUUUUACAAAUCUUAUCGGAUUGACGCAUGAUUCUGUCCCUCGGUUAAGAUCUUUCGCUCAGAUUGCGCAGCAGUACUCGUGCACUCAUCGACUGUCCAGGCGAGGGCCAGGCGGCCAACUUCGCGUUUAACGAGACCACUUUACUUGUCCUGUGCCAUACAGAUGAAUUCCCGUUAAUAACAAGUAGGCCUUUUAUUAUG